Owenia fusiformis is the source of this 1845-nucleotide messenger RNA. NCBI's taxonomy places the organism in Eukaryota, Metazoa, Annelida, Polychaeta, Sabellida, Oweniidae. The record is from the annotation of a GenBank genome assembly.
AUCAGGACAACGAAACCAUGUCACUUUGAGAGGAUAUUCACUUAAUUCUAGUUCUACAGUAGUAACGAUUAAGCUGACUGCAUAUGGAUAAAGAGUCAAUUGAUGAAUGGUUAUCUCUAGCAUAGAUAAUCCAUAACAUUCAAACAACACAGAAACAUUUAAAAUCUAUAUAGAUAUGGGAUUUAGAAGUGCUCAAUCUCUUGUAGAAGUGGAGAUGACAUUUUUUGAAUAACAUAACACUUCAAUCUGAGAGAGGAGGCGAUUAACAAUGGCAGUGAUGGACUGCUCUAUCUUAGGAGGUGAUAAUGCAACCUUCCUGCCAUACACCUUUCCAGUCAAUCUCAGAAACCAAUGCGCUAUCAUUGAAGAAGGAGACACCAAAUCAUUUUCUUUAGAGAAAACUAUAUUUUAUAUCAUACACUUUCCACUUUGUAUAAUGACAAUAGCACUCAACAUAACAGCUAUAAUACUGGUAAGUAACAUGAGAGGAGCUGUUAAAGCCACUAACAAACUAUUUAUGAAUCUGGCUGGAGCAAACAUAGUAACAUCUAUAUUCAGUCUAACUCGUGAGAUUAUAUAUGGAUUCGUCAUGAAAAAGCAUAGUGAAUUUAUUUGGAUUAUAACAUUCUGGGUCCUCGAUGUACCCUGGGCCACAUCUUACUUUGUUGCUGUGCUCUCAUUGGUUGGAAUAGCCUUAGUACGAUACAUUGCAGUACGUCAUCCGCUCAAAGGCUCCUCUCUGUUGACACGCUCACGUGUUCAUAACUACAUACUGAUGACCUGGAUUAUUUCAAUGUUUUCAAUUCCAUUGAUUAGUGCUCUUUUAAGGAUAUUCCCCAAACACUCAAUAUUUGGAAAAUAUUGUCGGGCAUUUGCGUUGCCUUUGCUGCAUAUCAUUUGUUACUUAACUUCAAUAGGGUUAGUGUUACGCGUACUGGCAGCAAUGCGCAGAGCUAAAAAAUGCACGAAGAAACUAGCAAGGAUGGCAAAGAUCAGAGAUACCUACAGAGGAAGCAUAACAACAUUGAUGCUGACGCUAAUGUCAUUCCUUCUGUUGAUGCCUUCAGUCCUAUACUUUGUAUUAGUUCAACUGAAGAUCACUAAAUACACAUUAUUUUUGGAAUGUGCCCCUGUAAUGACCAUGUUACUGGACCCAAUAGUUUACAGUCUUCGCACACAGGAGAUAUGGAAACAAUAUGAAUUAAAACUACGUGACGUAAAAUGCUAUUUUUGUUUAAAGUGCUCAGAUGAGGAAACCACACCGAAACAUAUGAGACUGGUGACUCUCAGAAGAAGACUAACAAGCAGCUCAAUAUCAAUGGACAUGGUCACACAUAAUUUGGAAUGAGAGGGAUACAUCUAUAGUACUUAAAAGUCAUUCUUCAUCUUAUGAAUGCUUAAUGCAUAAGGCAAAUACCCCUUCUAAUACCCCCAAGUUCUGAUUGAACUAUCUAGGCUUGUUUGUGCUAGAGAUAAAUAACUGUCAGAUUUAUGUUAUCCGAUGAUUACUUUUUUGUAAGGCUAAUAGCCUAGAACACAUUAUUGGUGACUGCAAGUCAGAACUGAUUUUAUUAAACCCCAUGAGAAAAAAAUAACUUAAAGAAAGGAGAAGGGGAAAUUGUUAGAUAACUUUACAACUCUAAGGAUUAUUCUGAAAUAAAGUAUGAACUACUGGACCUUUAAAAAUGAUAACAAAAAAUGUUGUAAAAUUGUCAAAAAAAUUUCAAAAUUUACCCUCAAAUUUCUAAAUCACAUCUACUUCUUUUAAAUCAUUGUUUUCAACAACACAAAUUGUCUUCUACACAUAGACCAAAAAAAGAAAGCCGAGAACAUAUGCUUUUGUCU